AUGGAUAUGUACCGCCGUAGCGGUGAACAGGUUCCCACUGCAACACCGUACGCAUGGCCGCACGAUGCAAGCAUGUCACCAGAAACAACGGCACUGGUAAUAAUCGACAUGCAAAACGACUGUGCGUUCAACCUCAAUUCCCCUCCCAUAAUGGUACAAGUAUCAAGGCCCACGCGACUAAAGAAAAAAGGAAAAAAGUCUGUUCUCCAAACGGCUAUCUCAGUCAUCAGGGCUACUCCCUGACUCCAACCCGGGCGCCCAUCCCAGCAAUCCACACCCUCCUGACACUCUUCCGCAAGCACUCCUUCCCGAUAAUCUUUACCCGAGAGGGCCAUAGGCCCGACCUCUCAACCCUCUCCUCCCGGGAACUCCACCGCUCCCGAAAUAACCCUUCAGGUCUCGGAAUCGGCGAUCAGGGGCCCCUCGGCCGCCUGCUCAUCCGUGGGGAGCCCGGCCACGACAUAAUCCCAGAACUAGCCCCACUUCCCAACGAACCCGUUGUGGACAAGCCGGGCCGCAGCGCGUUCGCUUACACUGACUUUGAGCUGCUGCUGAGGGUCAAGGGGGUCAAAAAUUUGGUUAUCACAGGGGUGACGACCGACGUUUGUGUUAGCUGCACCAUGCGGGAGGGGAAUGAUAGGGGAUUUGAUUGCCUGCUCGUUAGGGAUGCGUGCGGGGCGAGCUUGCAGAGCUUGCACGAUGCCGCGGUUGAGAUGGUUGGGACUGAAGGGGGGAUAUUUGGCGCGAGUGCUGGAGUCCGAGAUGUCGUUUGCGCCGUUGAGGCUUGGGCUGCGAGGAACGUGAGGGGGGGGCCGGGUAAGGAGGAGGAGGAUGAGGAGAGCACGGGCAGCAGCGGGGACAGGAGUGAUUAA
Messenger RNA from Tuber aestivum (summer truffle), 872 nucleotides. The record is from the annotation of a GenBank genome assembly. Lineage: Eukaryota; Fungi; Ascomycota; Pezizomycetes; Pezizales; Tuberaceae.